AUGGAGCUCGAAAAAGAGAGUACCAGCAACAGUAGCAAUACUAGUGCGAGAAGCGAUAGCAGUGUAGCCGGCACUGAUUUAGUCAUAGCAGCUGUUAGAGCAGAGACAGCUGAGGGCAUCGAAGACCCUUCUGAAUCUGAGACUAGUGGCAAGUUUGAGAGUAGUAAUGGAGGUAGCGGAUCAGCUGAGGAGAGUGGUGGGAAGGGUGAAUCAAGAGUAGCUGCUGCAGCAAUCGCUGGAGACUCGCCGGGCUCAGAUCCAAUAGGAUGGGCCGUUGACAAGCUACUCAGCCGUAUAGUUGAGGAGAACAGCACUGAACAGCUCAUCGCCCUCUUGUCCGAGAUGACAAAGAAGGCCUUAAUUUUACAACAUCAACUCGAGUUAAGCAGCACACGUAAUGAUGAGUUACUGAAGGAGAUUGAGCAACUGAAGAGAAAUCUCGAUGAGGAAAGGGGGAAAUUCAGCGCAGCAGAACCCCCGUCACCGCCUCCUCCAGUGGGUUCAAUUGUUUAUGAUGGUGAAUUACCCUCGGACGGACGGGAUGGGAGUUCCCCGUCUGUGGGUGCGGUACCGCAACUAAAUGAAAUUUAUGAAAAACAUCACAUUGACCGAGAGGUUCGGGAUAUGCUGCGGAAUUCACGUAAAAUAAGGAGACCGGAGCAGCGGCAGAUGGUUAUUGAUCUGUUCCUCGAAAAGGUUGGUCACGAGCAGGGCAAGGACGUGUUGGCUGCGUUAAAGGGACUCACUGAUUCUACUAAUAGCGAAUCCAAGUCGGCGGCGACGGGUGAUGCUAGAACAAACGACGAUGAGAAGGAGGAUGGCGAUGAUGAUAAUGAUGACUGCCGUAUUAAUGGGGUUCACUCGACCAAGUCGAUGCUGCUCUGGUUGGGAGACAGUAGCAAGAAUCAGAACAACAACGAGAACUCAGUGGCUCAGCGCUCCCUAGCUGCUCUGGACGAUCGACUACUUGCGGCACAUUCUAAGGCAUUAGAUGCUUACGUCAAUUGUGUGGCGCGUGAUGUCAAGGCCACCGCCGGCAGCUCAGAACGGGCGUGUCGGCGAGAUGCUAUGGGCAUAUUCGAUAGCGUAGCCGCUGAGGGAACUGUGGGGAUGGGAAAGGAGGCCGAAACGCUGGUGAAAUCUGCUCGGAAACUACUGAAGACCGGCCUGGAUAUGCUACAGGGUGAAGUAAAUCAGCUGAGGCUGGCAGCGCAGGCCGCUAAUGAUGAGCAACGACAAGCCCUGGCCUGGAUAGGGGAGAUGGCACAGCGAUCGAAAGAUCGUGAGAAUGUCCCAAGGUCAACGGGCGUUCGGCUUCGCGGAGACUCCUUCAAGAAAGGCGGCGUCAAGGAUGCCAUAAGCAGUAUAUUGGGGAGCAUUGAAGUGAAGAGCCCGGGUGGAGGUGCCCGGUUCGAUUCUGGGGGAGGGGAAAAUGGCAAGUCUAUUUUAGAAUUGAUUGGGAAGUCUGCUCAGGACGCUGGGCCCUCCCUGACUUUUGAGUGGUCUGUUGCUGCCGCCCAACGUGGUCACCCUGAGAGCAAGUCAGAGAAGCGAAGACGCCUUAGAUCGUUGGGCAUCCUGGCCGGCCUCGUUUAUGGAUGUGGACUAUUGGUCACCAGCGUCGCUCCACUGUGGUUGUUUGGCUCGAAUGACAAUUCCGAUUGGACUCGUCCAGAAAUGGUCACAAGCUCUUCGGUGGGAGGUGAAGUAUCUGGAGAGCUCAGGGACUUCCUCAAUGAUCCUCUAGUCAAUACAGACCGCGAACAGACUUGGCAGCAUAGAUACAGUCACAAGCAACUCGGUGAUCUCACGCUUACUGGUAAUGACAAGGACGAGUGGGCAGCCAACUACCUCUACAAUCUACCCGGCAAAGGACUUGGUGCUAUCGAGGGCGCCUUGAACAGCGAUCAGCAACUCGCUUUACAGUAUUCCAAUGCGAUUCCGGAUGGCACAUUGCGCGGUACAGCAGGGUGGUCUAGCAACGACGGCUACUUUGGAAAACUCUCUAAGCUGUGGAAUGGCGGCAAUGGGAAAGCAGCUAGAUAUGACAUCGCAGGCAGUACCAAUAAUGGGGAGCUGAAACACCAACUUCAGGCCCAGUGGGCGAGAGAUAACGAUAGGGCUGAAGCGGGCAUUCAAGCUCCCAUCACUAAUCCUUAUGGCUUCCUGUCCAAGUCUGGUGCUGAAAAAUUCAACCCUGACUGGUACACCUCUUACAGUCGCUCCCUCGUCGAUGGUGGCUAUGACGCGAAGAACCCAUUUGGCAUUGAGGGAGGUGCCCGCCUCUCUUCUGGUGGCGAACUGGAAGGACGCCUCACCGCACGAGCCAAACCGAUCGAUAGUGUUGAUGCCGAAUACCAUGUCAGUGCGCGAACUCGUCCUGAUACUUCUAAGGGCUUAUGGGGUUGGUUGACUGGCUUCGGAAAAUCGCCUGUAGAGCUGGAGCACAACGCACAGAUACAAUAUUCGAACGCCCCUGGGAGCGUUAUGUAUGCGAAUUACGAGAAGCGAGAUGGUUCCGCUGGGCAUUUACGUCUAGGUUAUGGUAUGACAAGUGAUGAUUCCCAGUAACGCAGGAAAGUGGGAGUUGAAGCAAGUUCCUAAUAUCACACCA
Perkinsus marinus ATCC 50983 is the source of this 2614-nucleotide messenger RNA. RefSeq lists its product as hypothetical. NCBI's taxonomy places the organism in Eukaryota, Perkinsozoa, Perkinsida, Perkinsidae. The record is from RefSeq and is a predicted model, not a curated record. The transcript is spliced from 18 exons. Bases 1 to 2571 code for a protein of 856 amino acids.